Messenger RNA from Toxotes jaculatrix (banded archerfish), 3974 nucleotides. RefSeq names its product epithelial membrane protein 2 (gene emp2). The record is from RefSeq and is a predicted model, not a curated record. The coding region runs from base 427 to 924 and encodes 165 amino acids. Lineage: Eukaryota; Metazoa; Chordata; Actinopteri; Toxotidae. The transcript has 5 exons. Gene Ontology annotation, cellular component: plasma membrane.
CGUGCGCUUCUAUCUUUUUUUAUUUUGGCGCUGCUAGUAAGACCUUCAGCCCCCGAUUUGUCACGAUAGGAAGCUGUUUUCUUGCAAUAUUUUUUCAAUUUACUGUCCCAUAAUUUCCUCCCUUUUUUUUUCUUUCUUCCCCCCCUUUACUUAGCCACACAGUCACAUUUGGAGCUUCCUUCUCGGUCUAAGCUCGACUCCUUUUAUGUGAGAGACCUUGAUCCGCCCCGGACUAUCAGGCUGCAAACCCCCAUAAACACACAGAGGCUGUCAUCCAGCAGGACCAUCACCCAACAAAAGCUAAAACUUACAUUCCACACAGUCAGCCAGUGGGAGACACAGCCACUGAAGCAGCUUGCAAGAUAUUUAUCUGGCCUGACAAACAGGCAACAAGCAGCAGACAAGUUAGCAGACAGAAAGGCAGCCAUGUUGAUCAUCUUAGCCGCCAUCAUUCUUUUCCAUCUGGCUGCAGUCAUUCUACUCUUUGUUGCAACCAUUCACAAUGCAUGGUGGGUGGUGACGUCACCCGGACGUGACGUGAUCUACACUGACCUGUGGUACUCUUGUAACGCUACGUGCUACCCUGUGGAGAACAGCCAUACUGUUGAAGCAGCCUACCUGCAAACAGUCCAGGCCUGUAUGAUCUUGGCCACCAUUUUAUGUUGCGUCAGCUUCUUCGUCUUCAUCCUUCAGCUCUUCAGGAUCAAACAGGGAGAGAGGUUCAUUUUCACUGCUAUUAUCCAGCUAUUGGCCUCUCUAUGUGUGAUGAUCGCAGCGUCUGUCUACACAGCUGAGAAACACACCUUUCAUGUGCCAAGUCUUCAGAAAGGCUCCUACGGCUCCUCCUAUGUCCUGGCCUGGAUCAGCUUCCCCAUGACCCUCAUCAGUGGCCUCAUGUACCUGGUGCUAAGGAAACGCAAAUAGAUGUGACUGGCUUGAAGCAUAGGCUCGCAAUCAUUCAAAUGUAUAAAUAGGAACACUUGGACACAAAUGCAUAAAAACAUACACUUGUCUUCAACAAACAUUCCUGCACACGCUCUCUUUUCAACCUUUAGAUUUUAUAAUACCAUUGGAGAUAAAGAAAUGUGCAAGAAAUGUCAAAUCCAUUUUAAUUUAAAGUCUCAGGUUCAGGGCCAGACACACUUUUUGUCCACCUUAAACACUCAAAACCCCAAGUAGUCACACACUCUUCUCCUUCCUGAUGGGACAUUGUUCUCACUAAAUGCGGCUCAGAAGCAUGGCUGACUCUUGACUGACCAACAGUUAGCUGACAGACCCACAGAGAUAAGAGAGCCACUAAGAUAUGUUUCUGUAAACAUUUAAGGUGAGAAAUACACCAUUAUUCACAUAUGAUUAACAGUGCCUACUUCAAAAAGUAUAGACAUGACUUGCUUGACCUGCUAGAGACACAGGGCUUACUAGGGCAUUUGCAUAAUCUCUAUGCAAAUGCCCUCAUUCACUCAUUGCUCUGCAUAGAGCAUAAACAUGACAUGUUUAGCUGAGACUGCAUUUGGUGAGAACAUACCUUGACUGUCCUCUUCUUUCUAUUCCACUGUGCCAUUACACAUGACAUGAGCUCUGUUACAACACACUGAUUUGCCCCCUACUCUUGUCUCAUUAUGUACUGGCUCGCUCCCACACCUUUCAUAGAAACUUGUUUAAAAUACAUGAUCACAGAGGAUAAAGGCUGAGGAAGAAAAGCAGGGAGGUUUGCCGCACUGCCAACACAGCCCCUGGACUUUCCAAAGGGUCCAUAAUUUUUUUGUGAAGCUGCAGUCAAUGGAAUUUAUUUUGUAAAUACUUGCUGUGUAUGUAUAGUUCAGAUAAUUGCCAAAAACCUAUUUCUAAGACUGAACUGUUCCAUUUAUAUCUAUAUAUCUAUAUUUAUAUAUAUAUGUGUGUGUGUGUGUGUAUACACACACACACACACACAUAUAUAUAUAUAAUAAAAGAAAAAUAAAGAAUAUUAUGUUAACCGUAGCCUAUAGGAAGUGUAGUGAAGCAGUAGUUGAGGUAUUAUAUGUAGGAUUUUAACCCUUUGUUUGUAUUCCUAUGUUACUGACUUGUAUUUUAUUGGUGAAAAAGGAACCAAUGAUGUGCUGUGAUAUUUGGGAUUUAAAAUGACAAAACAGAAACAUGCAAACUUGAAAUGAGAAUGAAUAUUUCUUUGUUACUAUUAUUCCUUUUUUGCUCACAGCUUCACUGAAAAAACAAAAUAACAAAUGCUAUUUAUUGUUUAAAACCACUGUUGUUUAUUUUAGCAUGUGACAGAGGAUGUAUGAAGUGAUUAAGUCUUCCCUCUUUGGCCAAGCUACUGUCUAUUUGGUCCCUUACUUAAACAUCUCCCAAACCCUAAUGGACAUUUGAUGUGGCAUUUAAUCAUAAAGAAAAAAGAAAUCAUUAUUGUGUUGUACAUGCCACUAAUUUAUAGUGAUAUAAAUUGAUCCCACUUUAGCACUGAAUUAGAAACUGGCUUUCUUUUCCUCUCUCUUGGUGUUGGAUUGGUGGCGACUUAGGGGAGACCAGCUGGGUAUUAACGUGGUAGCUGCUAGGACCUGAAACAUUUCUAGGAAAUAAAUAGUUUUUAAGUGAUAGAAAUAUGUCCAUGUUGGACAGACUUUGGAUCGCAAAGCCUGGUAACAUAACCAGCUCACCAAAAUGAAGAUUCAGGGGAUAGGAAUGGAAGUAAAGAUUUUGUUCUGUUAUCUCGAGAUGAUACUUGAAAAUGAUCAAAACAGCGUACUGGAGGCCAAUGAUGUUUGUUGUUCUUAGUUUUGUGAAGUUGUCAUCUUAAAAGUGUUUCACUAAACAAUAAGCCUCCUGUUUGCAUGCAAGUUUUUGUCUUUCAGUGAAUCCCUUUAACUUAUAUUGACACGAAAAGUAAGUUGUUGUAGUAGCAUAGACUGGAAAAUUAAGUUUAUUAUAGAUUAUGUAAAGUUUGGAUUUAUUCAAUUUAGCUUUGAUGAUUUCAAAAAGGAUCUAAAUUAUGAAUAAACCAACUACUUGAACAUAAAUUCUGUGCUUACUCUGUUGCAGAUAUUCAACAGCAAUUGCGGCAAUCUGUCUUCAGAGUCGACUAGUUAGACCUACUCUUAAUUUGAAAUCAAAAAUAUUUUGUUAUGGUUGUGAUUAUUUUCCAGUAGUGUGUUUUAUUUCAGUGUAGAUGUACUGUAUCAUAGUAAAUGUAGAUCAACACAAAUAACCACAGGGCCAUGCUGACAAAUAAUUAUAUAAUUUGUUGAAACCAACACUGUAUGCAGAUUUUUUUUUUGCCAUUGAAAUGUUUCUAAUGCUUAAUGAAGUAUUAUUGACACAAUGAAUGAGUCUCAUUUUGCUUUUGAAUGGAAACAUGUUGAAAUGGCCAAUGUUUUAAGAACUUAAUCAACAGUUUCCUUUGUGGCCUUUUUGUUUUUUCUAUUUUUUUUGCCAGCUUUGAUACAGUCUUCAAUGUCAUGGCAAAUGGGAGUGUCUCUGCUUGUUACAGGCUCUUUGCUUUUACUCUUUUAGGCAAAUUCAAUUACAGCAUGCUAUUUAUUUUGACCUCUGUUGCAACAUCAGCAGCAGCUUCUGUAAUCUGAAAGAUAUUACUGUAUCAGCCAACUGAAAUAUUUGUCUGCUUUUGACACCCAGUGGGCUGACUGAAAACUACACCAUGUGUAGCUGGUAUUUUUAUCGCUUCAGGCUAUUGACUAGACUGCUGCAGCUCCUGUCAAGCACUCCUGAAGAGAAUGAACUUGUUUCUGAUGAAUCCUGCUGCUCUAAUCUCAGAACCAGCGAUUGGGCAAACAGAUUCAGGAACAAAGACUCACUACCCCUGAAAGAAUUUAUAGGUGCUUGUUUUUUCCCCCAAUGUCCCCCAUGCAUCAGAUGUAGAUCUCAAAAAAAUUUAAUUUACAAUAAAUAAAACUUCUUUGUUUGUGCCAAAUCUGUUACUGACUCAGGUAUCCCUCUAUACUCCUUAUACACUGAAGUGC